AAAAUUCACCACCACGAAGGAAAAAAGGUGGUGAAUGUGAAAAAGUUUGUGUUUUUGUGUGCAAAAAAUGAUUUUUCCCAAUUUUCCAAUCUUGCCAAUUGUCGUGUUCAUCAUUGACCACUUCCGUGAGGCACAGGGAGUGAGUCAAAAUAUGGGGGAGUUUUGUCUUGAUAUUUACGGAAAAAAUAUUAAUCAAGGAGCCCACUAUGUUCCGGGUCCGGACAAUUGUCAGCUGUGUAUUUGUGACAAUGGGAGCCCCAGGGGGUGCAAAGUUGUCCUGUGUAAGCCCCCGCAGAAUUGCAAAUCCUUCCAAAUGGGCAAUUCAUGUUGCGAAUUCAUCUGCCUCGAUGACAAUCUCACCAAUAGCCAAGAAAGGGGAUCGGAUUUGGGUAUCUGA
Lutzomyia longipalpis is the source of this 397-nucleotide messenger RNA. Its product is annotated as integral membrane protein DGCR2/IDD-like. The record is from RefSeq and is a predicted model, not a curated record. Bases 68 to 397 code for a protein of 109 amino acids. Gene Ontology annotation, cellular component: membrane. Lineage: Eukaryota; Metazoa; Arthropoda; Insecta; Diptera; Psychodidae. The transcript is spliced from 3 exons.